Molecule: messenger RNA, 3798 nt
Organism: Pyricularia pennisetigena
Lineage: Eukaryota; Fungi; Ascomycota; Sordariomycetes; Magnaporthales; Pyriculariaceae
Exons: 2
Coding region: 1-3798 (1265 amino acids)
Biological process (GO): endosomal vesicle fusion; autophagy; vesicle-mediated transport
Cellular component (GO): cytoplasm; fungal-type vacuole membrane
Source: RefSeq, a predicted model, not a curated record
AUGGCUGCGAAAAUACUGGGAGAGGGGGCGACCCUCACUAAACCCCCACUCGAAGCUGGCCCUUUUGUCCUCCGAAGCCUUCUCCAUGAUGUGCCAUUGUCGGCCGAUGGUGGUGAGGAGCGUAUCAGAAUAAACUGCGUUGACUACUGGGAAAGCAACCUGUACAUAGGCACCUCUGCCUCGGAGCUGCUCCAUUUCGUCCAGAUACCUCCAGAUCCCACAGACAAGAACAGCACCUCGACGUUUAUUCUUGCAUCACGCCUGCAGCCUUUCUUCGUCGAGUCAGCAUCAUCUGGUGCCCAACCUGGCGUGCAGCAAAUCCUGCUACUUCCCAGGGUUGGAAAGGCAUGCGUACUUUGUAACUCAACUGUUACCUUCUACUCUCUUCCUGAGCUGAGCCCAGUAUUCAACGAGAUUAGCGUCAAGGGAUGUAAUUGGAUCGGCGGCGUUGACCUCAACCAGGAGGCUGCCGCAGCAGGCAAUACUGGCGGCACCGUUUCGGUGCUGCUAUCCCUCAAUAGACGCAUACAGGUCGUCAAUGUCGGCGAAGAGCAUGUACGCGGGAGCAGGAAAAUCGAUUUUGCGGGCAGCACCCUGUCCGUUCGCAGAGAUAGCAUUGCCUGUGUGGCCGAUUCGAGGACAUAUGCGCUUGUGGACGUCGAUAGACAGCUCAAAAUCCCGUUGAUGAGCAUUUCGUCCCUCGAUACUUCGCAAAGCCCUAGCGACAUUGGGCAUGUACAGAGCAUUGCUGCGGCUCCCGAUGUUAACAGUGGUGGCGGCCUCACUAGAAGCGCAUCGUCCGCGACUGCUCGACCCAGCCAUCUUUCGACUGAUAGAGCCGCGGGUCACAGCAGAAGUACAAGUCUCGGGACCUUUGGUACUGGCGCUUCGGAAGGCCAAGGCUCGGCUGCUGGCGCCGACGCGGAAUUGACUGACUCGAAGAGUCCUGGCGGACCAAGUCCAUCUAGAAGUCCGGCGCCAGAAGCUGACGCAUUGUCAAAGCCCCCGCCGCCGCCACCAGAAACAGACAAACCCUUGCCCCCUAUACGGCCCACAGCUCCCGAGCCAGCACCUGUCCUCCUCAGGCCGCUGAUAGUAUCGCCAACACCGGAGGAAUUUCUGUUAGUAACAGGCACAGGCCCAUCAGACCCAGGAAUUGGCAUGUUCGUGAACCUUGAUGGAGAUCCGACGCGGCCUACGCUUGAGUUUGAAAGUUACCCGAGCCAGAUAGUAGUGGAUGGAGGGUCCCAAGAUUUAUCAACCUCAACACCUUCAUUAGGUUUGGAAGAAGAAGGAUAUGUGUUGGCAUCCCUGAUUAAAGAGGUUCCAAAAGGUGGCUACAGACGUGGCCUGGAGAUACAGCGCUGGGACGUGAAUAUUGGCGAGAAUGAGCCUGAAAAAUACUGGCUCGAUGUGGACGAAAUCACUUUGGAGAAUGAGCAGUCAGAGGAUGCAGCUCCUCCUGAGCCCCUGGGCAUUCGCAGUCUCCUGGGCAGCGAGGAGUCCAUCCUGAAUGAAGUGGUAGACCGCCUCUGUCAAAGGCGCUUUCUGCCAUUUUCAUUCGCGGGCAACGCACUCAACGCGUCGACCCUGUCUCUACGGAGUCUAGACGCGCGGACGGCUUCAUCAAUGGAGCGCGUCUCAAAAGAGCGCGAUCUCUUCGAGCGUGACCUUGACUCUCCGGACGAAGAUCCGCUCCCAGAAGGCUGGGAGGCUGCACGAAACGCGGAGGAGGAAAGCUCAGUUGUUCGUUUAGCCAAAGUUGUCGGGAGAUUGGCAGUAUGGGAAGACAACCAUAUCUGGUGGGCGUUGAGAAACCCUCUCUUGUUGCAGCUCGAGGCGGGAAUUGAGGCAAAUCCACUCGACUGCGACAAAAGCCAUGUCACCUCGACGAAUGCAGCCAAGGAUCGUCGCCAGCUUUUCGCCAUCCUAAACUCUUUCCGCGGUAGAGAUGCCAGAACAGAACUGGAGUUUCUAACGUUCAGCUACAUUAGGCAACGAGCAGGUAUUCUCCUAUUCUGUAGCUUCCUUGACUUGCCGUCUGAAGCACCCUUCUCCGAGCCAGAACUCAGGGCGCUUGAAGAAGUUUUGCUGGAUUCUGGCUUGGAUCCCAGAGUUGUCCUGUCUCUGGUUCCUGGCCUGCGGCAUGAGAUUGUUCAGGGCCGUACAGGCAUAUGGGUAUUCGGCGGUGUCAAAGGCACUGUCGAGAGGUACCUGGCCGGAAAUCCUUUCAAUAAGGCCGGGCAAGAGGCCGUUUCUAACCUGGAUCACCGCAUACUUCAAUUUCUUCGACGCUUCCUCACCGCCUGUCGCAAACGAAAAGGAUUCGGUAGCGUCCGGGACGAGCAGGAGGUCUCACGGACGGUGGAUGCCUCUUUGCUGGAGGUGCUUCUAGAACUUGACAAGGAAUCUCCACCCGGCUUACCACGAGGUGGACCGUCUUCAUCUACGCGAGCCGAGGUCAAUGAGUUAGUAGAUCGUGGAGUGGACUGCUUCGAGCGUGCUGUUGAUCUGCUGGAAUCUUACAAUCGGCUUUAUGUUCUGAGUCGACUCUACCAGAGCCGCAAAAUGGCUAGUGAAGUGCUCGCUACGUGGCGACGCAUCAUCGAGGGCGAGCGAGACGACGGAGGCGAGUUUGAAAAUGGCGAGCAGCGCGUCAGAGACUAUCUGUCGAAAGUCAGCAACCAAGGCCUCGUCAGGGAGUAUGGCGUGUGGCUGGCCUCGCGCAAUCCAAAACUAGGGGUUCAGGUCUUUUCCGACGACCAUGGUAGAGCGCCCAAAUUUCACCCCGCAGAUGUUGUGUCCUUGCUUCGCGAGGAGGCGCCUGAUGCUGUCAAAUACUAUCUAGAGCACCUGGUAUUCGACAAGGGGCACACCACCUACGUCAGCGAGCUGGUGAAUCACUACUUGGAUGUGGUGAUGACAGAUCUUGAAAUUUCAUCAGAGGCCAGAGACAACGUUGCAGCAAUAUAUAAAGCUUACCGGGCACUACAAGCUCCAAAGCCAACAUUCCGCCGGUUCCUGACUGAGAAUGCACCUCCAGGGGAUGAGGCUUGGCAUUCGCGGCUGCGUUUACUACAACUACUGGAGGGCCCGCAUGAGUAUGAUGCCCGAGCAAUACGGGAGCGCAUAUCUCGCGGGCAGAGGAAACAACAGCAGCAAGGCCAAGAUUCUGGUGAAGCGCAAGAGACUUUGGACACGCAAGGAGAUGUUUUGCUCGUACCAGAGACUAUCAUACUGGAUGGCCGGGAAGGUCGCCACGAGAGUGCGCUCCGGUUGCUUAUCCACAAGCUCGGAGAUUACGAUUCUGCCGUGCUCUAUUGCCUCCGUCAGAGGCCUUUACCCGACUCCAACAAGCCAGCAUCAAACCUUAGGAUAGAGGGCUCGACGGAGGACAAAAAGAAGCAAAGGGUGGAAGCAGAGAGUGCUGCGCAAACUGCAGCAGUCGCCACUACACGCGCCCUAUUCCGCACGGUUCUGGGAGAGUUUUUGGCCCUCGAGGAUGUCGGCGACCGACUGGAACAGACUGGGGCAUUACUCGAACGGUUCGGGGCAUGGUUCGAUGUGCUGGAAGUCCUUGAGCUUAUUCCAAACAGUUGGGUCAUUGACGCCGCGUUAUCGGAGUUCCUCGUGAGCGCGCUGCGAAGACUUGUUCGUGAACGCCAUGAGGGUAUGGUUUCCAGGGCCCUGAGCUCUGCUGAAAACCUGAGGGUCAGGGCAGAGAUGGUGGCAAAGAUGGAUGAAAAAGGGCCGGUUGUUGAUACUGGAGGCGGUCAGGAUGAGGUAGAGAUGACUUGA